Lachancea thermotolerans CBS 6340 is the source of this 723-nucleotide messenger RNA. RefSeq names its product monothiol glutaredoxin GRX4 (gene GRX4). The record is from RefSeq and is a predicted model, not a curated record. The coding region runs from base 1 to 723 and encodes 240 amino acids. The transcript has a single exon. Gene Ontology annotation, molecular function: 2 iron, 2 sulfur cluster binding. Lineage: Eukaryota; Fungi; Ascomycota; Saccharomycetes; Saccharomycetales; Saccharomycetaceae.
AUGGUAGUUAUAGAAAUCACAUCUCAAGACCAGUUCACAGACUUAACUACAGUCAACGCUGAGGGAAAGCUUAUUGCACUUUAUUUCCACACUACUUGGGCAGAGCCAUGCAAGACUAUGAAUACAGUUUACACCGCUUUGAGCGAGGAACCUGUUAACAAGGAAGUUCAAUUUCUCGCCAUUAACGCUGACGACAAUGCGGAAAUCGCUGAACUGUUUGAGGUUUCGUCUGUGCCAUACUUUGUGCUGGUUAGAAACAACACGAUUCUCAAAGAGCUAUCCGGUGCGGACCCCAAAGAGUUUGUCAAGGCUCUAAAUCAGUUCAAUGGGAGCCUGGCAGAAGGUGCAGGAGCUCCACCACAACCCGCGCAGAAUGAGGGCGUAGAAGAAGAGGAACCUGUGGAAACCGAAGAGGAACUUAUGGAGAGACUGAAGAAGCUAACCCAAGCAGCCCCAGUGAUGCUGUUCAUGAAAGGUACCCCUUCUGAACCUAAGUGCGGCUUCAGCAGACAGAUGGUUGGGAUACUUCGGGAAUAUCAAGUCAGGUUUGGGUUUUUCGAUAUCCUAAAAGAUGAUUCUAUCAGACAAGGCUUGAAGAAGUUUUCUGAUUGGCCAACUUUCCCCCAGUUGUACAUAAGUGGCGAAUUUCAAGGUGGUCUCGAUAUCAUAAAGGAAUCUCUCGAGGAAGACCCUGAGUUUUUCCAACACGCCAUGAACGCUUAG